This is a messenger RNA of Stegostoma tigrinum, 3300 nucleotides long. RefSeq names its product interferon-induced GTP-binding protein Mx-like. The coding region runs from base 106 to 1947 and encodes 613 amino acids. The transcript has 13 exons. The record is from RefSeq and is a predicted model, not a curated record. NCBI's taxonomy places the organism in Eukaryota, Metazoa, Chordata, Chondrichthyes, Orectolobiformes, Stegostomatidae. Gene Ontology annotation, molecular function: GTPase activity; GTP binding; microtubule binding. Gene Ontology annotation, cellular component: membrane; microtubule; cytoplasm.
UACAAUCUCAGCCUUCCUUUCUCACUAAAGUGCACACAGAAGAGGUACAAGUGCUCCAGGAAUUUUUUUGCUCCAAGGCUUGGACAUUUGAAGUGCUCUUUGAAAAUGACUUCCUUCAGUACUAAGUAUGAGGAGAAUGUUCGUGAUUACAUUAACACCAUUGACGAGAUGAGAUCAAUGGGCAUAGAUAAGGACUUUUCACUCCCCACCAUUGCUGUGAUUGGAGACCAGAGCUCAGGGAAAAGUUCGGUCCUGGAGAUGCUGUCAGACGUGGCUCUUCCCCGUGGCAAAGGCGUUGUGACAAGAUGCCCCCUCGAAUUGAAGCUGAAGAAGGUUGCAGAUAAUAAACCUUGGAAAGGACAAAUACGUUAUCGAGAUUACGUCAAAACACUGGAUCGUGCAAGUCAGGUGGAAGAUGAAAUUCUUCAAGCUCAGGACUUGCUGACUGAAAACUCUAGCAUAAGUUCCGAGCUUAUAAGUUUAACAGUUGAAUCGAACAAUGCCCCAGACCUAACAUUAAUCGAUUUGCCUGGAAUUACCAGGGUUCCUGUUGGGAAUCAACCUCAAGACAUUGGAAAAAUGAUCAAAGGGCUUAUCAAAACCUAUAUUCAAAAAAAGGAAACCAUCAUUUUGGUUGUCAUCCCUUGCACCAUGGACAUUGCAACCACUGAAGCUUUGAAGAUGGCACAGGAGUUUGAUCCUGAAGGAGAAAGGACACUGGGUGUUUUAACAAAACCAGACUUGGUUGACAAAGGUACAGAAGAAGACAUUAUCAAAAUCCUUGAGAAUAAAGUUGUCCCUCUGAAAAAGGGUUACAUACUUGUCAAGUGCCGUGGGCAGAAUGAACUGAAUGCAAAUACUACAAUGUCAGCUGCAUUGGAGGAAGAAAUCACAUUUUUAAAAAACAGCCCAGCGUUCCGGCCACUGCUGGAGAAAGGCAUUGCAUCCUUUGAACAUCUGUCUGCAAAUCUCACCAGUGAACUCAUUCAUCAAAUCACGGGCUGGCUGCCAGUUAUGGAGGAAGCUCUUCGGGAGAAAGUCAUUCAAAUCAGAAUUAAAUUGGAUGAGCUCGGUGGCAAUAUUCCAGAGGAAGCUCAGGCGAGAAAAUGUUUCCUGAACAAUAAAAUUCUAAGCUACUGUGAAGAGCUCACUAAUUUAGUCAUGGGAGACUACAAGAAGGACUAUGACAAUGAAAAGAAGAUAUGCGACUUUUCUCGCAACGUAUUUUCAGAGUGGUACAACAGGCUGGAGAUCGAGAAAGUCAGACUUAAUGAAGAAGCACUCUCAAAGGUCAGGUUCCAUGAUAAAAACUCUCAAGGGAGAGAGCUGCCUGGAUUCACAAAAUACCGAGUAUUUGAAUCUGUUAUCCGAGAACAGAUCCGUAAGCUACUGGGGCCCUCUCUCCAAAUGAUGAAAGAACUUGCAGAUAAAACCCAACAAGUGUUUAACAUAAUGGGAGUUGAACAUUUCAAUCCUUUUCCAAAUCUAAUGCAAGCAAGCAAGGACUUAAUUGCUGAAAUCCGACACAAGCAGGAACAGGUUGCAGAGCAGAUGUUAAGGAUGCAUUUCAACAUGGAGGGCAUGGUCUAUGCCCCAGAUGCGAUGUAUAGCUCCAAACUGUCAGCGAUUCAAUCAAGAUCUGAGAAAGGCAGUCGUCAGGAGUUCAGUUCAGCACGUAACUCAAGCCAUGAAAUGGCAACUCAUUUACAAGCCUAUUAUCAGGUUGCUAUUGAUCGAUUGGUUCAAAUGGUACCCAUGGUUUCAAGAUAUCAUCUUCUGCAACAAUUUGCACAUUGUGUCAAGCUGCAGAUGACUGAAAGAUUUCUCAAUGGAGCAGAUACUGAUGGCCUGCUGGAUGAGCAUUCUGAGAUAACAAACAAACGUAAAAGAUUGACCGAUUCUCUGAAGCAACUGAACAAAGCAAGGGCUCUUUUGAUGUCUAAAUAAAUCAAGAAAAUUCAGUGACAUGGGAACCUCCUUCACCUCAACACUUUUCCUCAAUGUUCCCCCAUUUACAUUCUCCCUAUUGACUCCUCACUGGGCUACAUUUUACAAGCACCAGUCAUUGUCCCUUCCAUAGAUUGACACUGAGUGGAAAGUGAGUUUUGUGGAGAAGUGACAUGCCUUGAUUUGGCUCCAAUUCUUCUAGCGAUGCCCAGGGCAGUUGCAAGCAAAGGCAUGUCCUGGUCAAUCAGUGCAAUUCAUCUACAUUUGAGCAAAGUGGACCAAAAGAUUGUGGAAUUUGAGGACUGAUUGCAGCCAAUGUAAAUAACUUCCCUUUUACUUUUUGUGCUUGUUUAAAAAACACAACUUUAUAAACUGGCCGUGCCAACAAGACUAGCAACUAUUUAAUUACAAUUAUGAGGUUCCACCAUUUGUUUUCAUUUUCAGACCUUUAAGAAGACUCUUGGCAUUAAGCUGCUUUUUUUUUCUGGGCAGUACAAGAUUAAUAGCAUGUUUUUUUAAAAAAAAAUAUGACUUGUUUUUACAUUUACUAGCAAACUGAGUAUUGAACACCAAUAUAACUGCAAAUUGGUCACAGAGUUUUCUCAAGUCACUCCAGUUCUUUAAAAUUGAGCUACCCAUUGUCCUUUCUGUGGUAAUUAAAUUGCAACAGGUUGCUAUAAACUACACCAGGGAAUAUUGUUAAAACCAUCUUUCAAAAAUAUUACCUUCUUAAGUGCUGCUGAUUGUAAUGCUUCAGGGCAUGAUAUACAUGCAUUGACAUUCAUUGAGUUUGAAACUCAAGAAGGUCCCUUCCCAAGACCAGUUCAGUUUGCUGGUCAUAAUUUCCAUCUGAAUUGAUGACUACACCCAAAGCUAAAACUUGAGUGCUUAUAUCUGUGUACUUAAGGAGUAGGAUAAUAAUUGUUCUCAUGGAAUCAUAAUACUAUGCAGAAACCAAUUACAGUAUUUCACUGUAGUGACCUCACUCCAGGUUUAUUGCCUUGUCUUUAAUCUUCACACAGACUAAGCUCCUAAUAUUGGGGUGAUGUAUUAGCCAUUGCCAUUCACACUGUAUAAAAAGCCGGCACAUCAAAAGUCCUUCAUUGUCUGUAAAACACUUUGGGACAUUUGAGAUCGAGAAGGUGGUGCAUAAAUGCAAUGUUCUUUUCUGAUUUUCUUUAUGUUUUGAGAUUAGAAUUUACCGAAUUUGCUUAGAAUUGAUUGGCAAUUUGUGCAAUGGAUGAAUAUGCACUAAGCACAAGUUAAAUGAUCAAUAGUUUGAUUUAAUAAAGCUGGAGAGACUUGCCUUAAUGUGAGCAAUAUGUCAAUGUAAAAAUCAGGAUCAAUGAUGUA